Messenger RNA from Bipolaris sorokiniana ND90Pr, 1464 nucleotides. RefSeq lists its product as uncharacterized. The record is from RefSeq and is a predicted model, not a curated record. The transcript has 2 exons. Gene Ontology annotation, biological process: transsulfuration. NCBI's taxonomy places the organism in Eukaryota, Fungi, Ascomycota, Dothideomycetes, Pleosporales, Pleosporaceae. Gene Ontology annotation, cellular component: mitochondrion. The coding region runs from base 290 to 1312 and encodes 340 amino acids. Gene Ontology annotation, molecular function: thiosulfate-cyanide sulfurtransferase activity.
CAGAAUCUGACCUGCACGGUGCUAUCAGUGCUUGAGUAAUAAGCCGUCAGAACCAGAUUUGUUCGAGGUCGUUUCUCAUAAUGCAUUAACAAUCAAGUUAUAGUCUCGUCCUGAUCCGCUGCGGUUCAGUUCCCCGCACUUAUCAGUAUUAGUAGCUUCCACCUGCCCCUCCAGCCUGGUCACGAAAUAUCGAGCGACAAAGGCAUCACCUCGCCGUCUUCUCCAUUUAUCCCACCGGUGCUAUCUCCAUCCUCGCCGACUCUAACAACUAACCACUGCAGCUUGCAAAAUGUUUGUCUCACGUUUCCACUGUUCUUUGCGCUCCCCCUCUUCCUUUGUCUCGUCUCUCCGGUAUCCAGUCUCUAUAGCCAACAGGCGCGCAAUAUCAUCGCACGAGAAACUCCGGUCUUACCUUGUUACCCCAGCAGAGCUCAAUUCGGCCCUAAAACUCAAUGCCAGCAAGCUCUCGCACGAACCUCGUAUCAUUCCUCUCUGUGCAUCCUGGUUCCUUCCCAAUGACGACCGCAAUGGCUACGAAACUUUUCUUGCGCAGCACAUCCCCCAUUCUCAAUUCUUCGAUCUAGACGCUGUCAAGGAUGUGCAUUCGCCGUACCCCCACAUGCUCCCUUCCCCUUCCGAGUUCGCUGACGCAGUGAGACAUCUGGGUAUCCGCCGCGAAGACAGUGUAGUCGUGUACGAUAGCAAGGAGCUAGGCAUCUUUUCUGCGCCCCGCGUCGGCUGGACAUUUCAAGUUUUUGGUCAUCCAAGAGUCCAUGUACUCAACAACUUCCGCAAGUGGGUCGAUGAGGGAUACCCCACGGAAAGCGGCGAGCCCAAGACACCUGAGAUAACCGAGUACGAGGUACCGCAGUUGGAUGAGAAGAAAGUCAUUGCUUUCGAAGAAGUCAAAGAAAUCACAAAAGAGCUGGGCAGAGAGGGAGCUGAUGAGGUGCAAAUCUUGGAUGCGAGGAGUCUGGGAAGAUGGAAGGGUGUUGACCCAGAGCCCAGAGAAGGCUUAUCCUCCGGCCACAUUCCUUUCUCCAUCUCCGUACCAGUCGCUGACCUCCUCGACCCCAAUGACAAGACUCUCCUCCCCGCUUCCAAGCUCAAGGCCGUCUUCGAAUCCAAGGGCAUAAAGCCCGAUGUACCUAUCAUCAGCAGCUGCGGCACAGGCGUUACCGCAGCCAUUAUCGAUGCUGCCCUGACCGAAGCUGGAUACCCGACACAACAGAGGCGUCUAUAUGAUGGCAGCUGGACGGAAUGGGCUCAGCGCGUCAAGCCUACUGAGGGUCUCAUCCACAAGACACUGUAGAUAAGCAGGGGACACACGAGAGGUUGAUAUGACAUGCAACCCGUUCUCUUAAAAGAAUUUGAUACCCUUCUCAAAUUUUGUGUAUAAAUAAUUUAGUUAAGAAAUGUAUAUGCGCCAAGAGUUCAAAAGUACUCGUGAACACGCUCUUCUAA